Molecule: messenger RNA, 1089 nt
Organism: Oncorhynchus masou masou (cherry salmon)
Lineage: Eukaryota; Metazoa; Chordata; Actinopteri; Salmoniformes; Salmonidae
Product: prolactin-releasing peptide receptor-like
Exons: 2
Coding region: 1-1089 (362 amino acids)
Biological process (GO): G protein-coupled receptor signaling pathway
Cellular component (GO): plasma membrane; neuron projection
Molecular function (GO): neuropeptide binding; neuropeptide Y receptor activity
Source: RefSeq, a predicted model, not a curated record
AUGGACGGCAGUGGCAGUGGCUGGACUGGAGGUCUGCUGCCCUCUGUUAGCGAGAAGACAACAGAGGGGCACUCGGUCUUUGAGAUGGCUGUUCAGAAUGACUCGACCAACCACAGCUCCCUGUUUGCAGACGUGGCUCUGCUGCAGAGCUUCAAGCUGCUCAUCAUCCCCUGCUACUCCCUGGUGGUGGUGGUGGGUGUGUUGGGGAACUACCUGUUGCUCUACGUCAUCUGCCGCACUCGCAAGAUGCACAAUGUCACCAACUUCUUCAUAGGGAACCUGGCCUUCUCAGACAUGCUGAUGUGUGUGACCUGUGUACCCUUAACCCUGGCCUAUGCAUUCAACCCUCGUGGUUGGGUGUUUGGGAGGUUCAUGUGCUACCUGGUGUUCCUGAUCCAGCCGGUUACCGUCUAUGUGUCUGUCUUCACCCUCACCGCCAUCGCUGUAGACAGGUACUACGCCACUGUGCAUCCUCUGAAGAAGCGUACCUCUGUGUCCACCUGUGCUUACGUCCUGUCAGGGAUCUGGCUGCUGUCCUGUGGCCUGGUGGCUCCGGCCGUGGCCCACACGUACCACGUGGAGUUCAGAGAUGAGGGCCUUACUAUCUGUGAGGAGUUCUGGCUGGGACAGGAGAAGGAGAGGCUAGCCUACGCCUACAGCACCCUGCUGGUUACCUAUGUCCUGCCACUCUCCGCUGUCUGCGCCUCCUAUCUCUGCAUCUCUUUCAAGCUGAGGAACUGCGUGGCGCCGGGACAUCGGUCCCGAGACCAGGCAGAGGCACAGCGAGCCCGAAAGCGAAAGAUCUUCCGUCUGGUGGCGUUAGUGGUGGCGGCCUUCGGGGUGUGCUGGCUGCCCAUCCAUGUGUUCAACGUGCUGCGUGACAUCGAUAUCCGCCUAAUCAACAAGCGCCACUUCCUGCUCAUUCAGCUGCUGUGCCACCUGUGUGCCAUGAGCUCCUCCUGCUGUAACCCCUUCUUGUAUGCCUGGCUGCACGACCGCUUUCGUGCUGAGCUGCGCAAGAUGUUCACCUGCCACCACCGCAUCGGCAUCCCCACCAACCACUGUGCUAUGGCCAGUGUGGUCCUCUGA